UUGCUCUGUUAUUGAUGUUCUGUCCUCUCUGGAUAUGAUCCCGUACAAACUUAUCUUUAAUUUGUUAAUUAAUUGACCGUUUGUUUCAACUUGUUUCACCUAUUAAUGAUAAACACUUCUGUUUUGGCGUGAUUAGAAGAUGCAGAUUAGUAGCUUGCAUCAUAAACUACGACAUAACAGAGGUAAUCUGCUUAUGGAGAGGGAUAUACUAAAAAACUUUACCCAGCUUCAGAAGGCAAGGGACAUUACCCAAUCUGUCUAUACUGAGGAACUAAUUGAAAGCAAAAUAAAAUACAUCAUGCCUGUAAUAGAUGGAACAAGAAAUCAACGCAAGAUCAACCGGCGAGACAAAAAGAAAGACAUCCUGUCACUAGACAAGCGUUUAAAUUUUCUGGAAAGGAAAUUAGCAAAGAUUUAUCCAAAAAUGGAAGCUGUUUUAGAUGGUUCAAAUGUAUUAUGCAAAUAAUUCCAAAAUUUGCAAUAACUUGUAUUGUCAAUAAUCUAGAUCGAUUCCCGAUCUCGUUUAGCUACUGCAAUACAAAUGUACCGUCUAUAAUAAGAAA
This is a messenger RNA of Spinacia oleracea (spinach), 563 nucleotides long. RefSeq lists its product as uncharacterized. Bases 140 to 466 code for a protein of 108 amino acids. The record is from RefSeq and is a predicted model, not a curated record. NCBI's taxonomy places the organism in Eukaryota, Viridiplantae, Streptophyta, Magnoliopsida, Caryophyllales, Amaranthaceae. The transcript has 2 exons.